Centrocercus urophasianus (Greater sage-grouse) is the source of this 500-nucleotide messenger RNA. RefSeq names its product guanylate kinase 1 (gene GUK1). NCBI's taxonomy places the organism in Eukaryota, Metazoa, Chordata, Aves, Galliformes, Phasianidae. Gene Ontology annotation, cellular component: cytosol. The record is from RefSeq and is a predicted model, not a curated record. Gene Ontology annotation, molecular function: GMP kinase activity. The transcript is spliced from 4 exons. The annotation marks the transcript as partial.
UCUGUCCCUAGUAAAGGUGCAGUGCAGGCUGUUCAGGCCAAGAACCAGAUCUGCAUCCUGGACAUUGACAUCCAAGGCGUAAAGAACAUCAAGAAGACAGACCUGAACCCCAUCUACAUCUCCGUGCAGCCUCCGUCCAUAGACGUCCUGGAAAAAAGGCUGCGUGACCGACAGACUGAGACAGAAGAAAGUCUACAGAAGCGUUUGACUGCAGCCCGUGUAGAUUUGGAACUUAGUAAAGAGCCUGGCCUCUUUGACUUGGUCAUUAUUAAUGAUGAUCUAGAAAAAGCCUAUUCAGAACUGAAGGAGCAGCUCCUGAAGGAAAUCCAGAAGGCCCAAGAAUCCAGGAAGUCCUGAGCCGAGCCUGCCUGGACGUUUUAACUUGAUCACAUCAUUCCUGAGCCACAUCACAGCAUUUCAUUCCAAGAGACAUUCCCUUUAGGCCCAUCCUCCUCCCAUGUUAUUCUAGGAUAUUUCUAUUAAAAGGAAGGAAAACAAAA